Messenger RNA from Podospora pseudopauciseta, 4062 nucleotides. RefSeq lists its product as uncharacterized. The record is from RefSeq and is a predicted model, not a curated record. The transcript has 4 exons. Bases 466 to 4062 code for a protein of 1198 amino acids. Lineage: Eukaryota; Fungi; Ascomycota; Sordariomycetes; Sordariales; Podosporaceae.
AAGGCAGGCCACGACAAUCCCGCUUUCAACUCCCAAAGCCCUUUCUUGCUUGUAAACAUGACCGUGCGCCUUGAUCUUCUGCGGUCUGUUUAGACUUCGUAACGGCUGUCCAGUUGCGCCGCGCCUGCUUGUCCAAAGGCAUUGCUGGCUCCAGUCGAUGUUGCUGCCCGACCCCGCGGAUCAAUAUGAUUGGACAUGGACACUCCAUGGCACUUCGAGCUUGCGCCUCCACGCAGUUGAGAGAAUCAACAACUCAACUGCUCGCACCAGGCAUUUGACCUUUGUCCACCAGAAGCGAUCGGUAUCAAACACUCUUCACCUACCGCCGUCGAACAAGAAAGGCCGGAAGUAGCCUCCACUUGGGCGCAACCGCGCUAACGUUUGUCGAACCACAGCAUCAGCGGUGCGGGGAACUUCUACGAUUCUCGGGAUUGACCGUGCAACCCCCGCUGCCAGUACCCAGCCAUGCCUUCUGUCAAUCUCAGUCAGGCCAUGCAUUUGAUCGGAUGGACCACUGCUCUUAGUCUCUUAGCUGGUGCGAUUGCCUUUGGCCUGUGGUUCUAUCCCACGUUCGCGCGUUCUAAGCCCGUACCGUCGUCUCAGACCGGGGACAGCUCAGGCCCCGCACGAUCCACGCGACAAGACGUCCGCCUCUGUCAAGUUAACCCUGACAAGAACGAGACAGACACCGACAUCGACAUCAUUGCCAUUCAUGGCCUCGACACAAAGUCGCCAGGCACGUGGACAUGGGUAGACCCCAACGAUCCCAACAAUACCGUUAAUUGGCUGGCCGACCCGCGAAUGCUGCCGAGUCAAGUGGAAGCAGCUCGCAUCUUUACAUGCGACUGGCCUGCCGAUCUGCUUCAGCCGUCAGACUUAGUCCAGAAAACGGACGUCGAAAUCGCUUUGCUCCUAUUCGAAGGAAUCAAGAGAGAUCUCUUGAGAACGCAUGAUAAAAAGAAAGUAGACCGGCCGAUUCUCUUCAUCGCUUCCUGCCUUGGGGGAAUCAUCUUGGCAAAGGCUCUUGUGGGCGCCGAUUAUAAAUGUAGUAGCUAUUAUAGUCUGAGAACAGCAACACGCGGGAUUAUUUUCCUCGCCACCCCGUUUGGAGGGACUUCGUUCGAAGACGUGGCUAUCUGGGCAGAUCCAGGUCUGACCGUAUGGGCUCUGAUCCGUCGCCGAGAAGUGAGUAACCUGCUCGGCUGGGUGAAGGGAUCGACCUUCGCUCUUGAGGCACUAGUUCGGAGGUUCACGCGGCUAUGUCAAGAUAAUCACAACCCCUGCCAUGUGUUCUGCUUUUACGAACUUGGAAAAACGAAUCUCUGGCGCAAGGUAUUUCCUUGGCUGCCAGCCUCGCUCCCUGGAUGGAAGCAGCUGGUCGACAUGAGGUCAGCAAUCCUUCAAAUCGUCCUUGAACCGCUGCCGCUCAAUCGAACCCACCGCCUGAUGAACAAAUUCGACGGCCCUAAAUGUCCGGACUACAAACAAGUCUCUGGAAAGAUUCUAGAGUUUCUCACAAAGAUAUGUAAUGGAACCCCCCUCGCACAGGCGGACGCCAGGAUUCGCAAUGUGCACUAUUCGCUGGAACGGCUCAAAAUUGAACGACUGUCGGGCGACCUGCUGCCGAUGGACAGAUGCUACAUCAAUCUGGCCAUUGUCGACACAACAGCCUUCCCCGUUUCACUCCUCGCCCGACUAAAUGUGGAGACACCGGACAAGACGAUCGAGGUCACGCUGCCGACGCUGUUUGAGCCCCGCAAGUCACAGGACGGCCAGAAGAAACAGCCAAGUCGCAUCCUGAUCCGUGGACGGGCAGGAGUGGGUAAGACUACUCUAUGCAAGAAGAUUGUCCAUGAUUUUAAAUACAACAACCUAUGGCAGGGCUUGUUCAAUCGCGUGCUUUGGGUACCACUGCGGAACCUGAAGGUGGAAAAGAGACAGAGUGCCGGAUACAACUUCCGGGAUUUGUUUUACCAUGAGUAUUUCUCUCAAGAUCUCGAAGGCCGCGAGCUCUCCGAAGCAUUAUGGCGCGCCUUGAAGGACAUCAAGAGCGGCAGGACUUUGUUCAUCCUCGACGGCUUCGACGAAGUGUCACAGGGCCUAGGCGGCGACAUGUCCGUCUUCCUCGAAGAGCUCUUGAAUCAGGCGAAUGUCAUCAUCACUGCCCGGCCCAACGCACGGCUUCCUCCUCGGCUAGAUCCUCUUGACCUCGAGUUGGAAACCAUUGGAUUCUACCCGGACCAAAUCACGGCCUACAUUGAAAACAACUUUACCGAUCGAGAAACGCGCGAACGCGAUUUGGAAAAGAUCAAAGAGGUUCAAUCGUUUCUGCAACGCCAUCCGCUCAUGCAAGGUCUAAUGCGUAUCCCGAUCCAGCUAGAUGCGUUUUGCUACACCUGGAAUGGUUUUCCUCGGGAAGGUGUGCCGGAGACCAUGACAGCUGUCUACAAAGCUAUCGAGGAGAGUCUGUGGAAAAAAGAUAUCUUGAAGCUACAGAAAAAGAAGGAUGGUGAGCCUGUAACGGGAGACCAGAUUAAGAAGGCUAGCCGGAAAAAGAUUGAAAGCUUCGUGGAGCAGGAGCUCAGAUUCCUUGAGUGCCUUGCCUUUUUGGGCUUCUAUGACGACGUGAUAGAGUUCGAUUGGAAACUUCGAAACGCUGUUUCUGAUAGAUUUGCAUCAGAUCUCCUACUCGACAAAGAUCUGCCUUGUCUCUCAUUCCUACGAACGUCGGACCCUUCAUCAAACGACCAAGAUCGAAAUUACCACUUCUUACACCUCACGUUUCAAGAGUAUUUUGCAGCACGGUAUUUCAUUCGACAGUGGAAAGAUAAACAACAGCUCAAUUGUCUGCAACUCAGCCGUGACAAUUGUAACAAUAUGGAACCUGCCACUUUCAUUGAGAAGUAUAAAUACGAUCCUCGCUACGAUAUCUUCUGGCGCUUUGUCGCAGGAUUACUCGAUGCCGAUAACAUGGCCCUCGACUUCUUCCAGAUGAUUGAGAAGGAACCACGCGAUCUCCUAGGACCUACGCACCAACGCCUUGUCAUGCAUUGCCUGAGCGAAGUUGAGCGGAAGGAGUCGAAUUUCACGGGACUUCGAGCGAGACUAGAAAACCAACUAGAACAGUGGCUACUGUUUGAAUCCGAUUUUACGGGGAAUUCCAAACUAGUCCAUGAAAUGGAGUGUCCGGGGCAGGUCCUGUCCAAUGUAUUAACGCAAGCAUCUGAAGGCGAAAGAACGGUUAUUCUCGAAUCACUAUCUAGACGAACAGCAGUGCCGCUCAAUAUUAUAGAAGUUGUAUCUCCCUGGCUAACCAACCGCACCUCUGCACGCCAAUGUGCUGCUAUCUUGCGUAUGUUAGGAAACCAGGAUAAUAACUUACCGGACAAGAUCCACCAAAGCAUUGCAGCACGGCUCGAGCAUAAGGACCGGCGCGUCCGGCGGGCAGCAAUCGAGGCGCUUCAACGCCGCGCCGACCUCCACGACCAGGUGCUCCAAAGCAUCGCAGCACGGCUCGAGGAUGAGGACCGGCGCGUCCGGCGGGCAGCAAUCGAGGCGCUUCGAGGCCGCACCGACCUCUCCGGCCAGGUAUUCCAGAGCAUUAUAGCACGGCUCGAGCAUAAAGACAGGGACGUCCGGGAGGCAGCAAUCAAGGCGCUUCGAGGCCGCGCCGUCCUCCCCGACCAGGUGCUCCAAAGCAUCGCAGCACGGCUCGAGGAUGAGGACGGGGGCGUCCGGUGGGCAGCAAUCGAGGCGCUUCGAGGCCGCGCCGACCUCUCCGACCAGGUGCUCCAAAGCAUCGCAGCACGGCUCGAGGAUGAGGACGGGGGCGUCCGGUGGGCAGCAAUCGAGGCGCUUCUAUAUCAAUCAGCAUUAUCGUUAGAUGUCCUCAUCCCAUAUAUCCGAUCCUUUUACGACGCUUUACUCCAGAAGAGCUUUAGGGAGCAUUUAUACUGCGUGCAACAUAACGUCAAGGAGGUGGUGAGGAAGCUACUGUUAGAGAAGGGCGCUGCUAAUGUUAAUGAUGGACGCAGACGGCUGCCGUCCACACUUAGCUGCUGA